Molecule: messenger RNA, 638 nt
Organism: Cylicostephanus goldi
Lineage: Eukaryota; Metazoa; Nematoda; Chromadorea; Rhabditida; Strongylidae
Source: the annotation of a GenBank genome assembly
AUGCUCAUGCCUGUCUUGGACUUCGAGCAAGAAAAUAAAACAGGAGUAAAACUUACGAAGCAUGUGAUCAAAGUGCCAACCGAUCCACGAGUUGUUGAUCUGCUGAAGUACAAAAAAGAUAUUUUGAGUAAAAUGUGGACUAUGCAGCCAAGCAUUUUCGGAAUGCUUCGGGUAAUAAUGGGAAAUUUAGCAGAACAAGGUCAUUCACUUACCAAUGCGAGAGUAGGUUUAUUUUUUACAAAAUCAUUUCUUUGCCAACUAGUUUUCAAAGGAGUAAUUACGGACGCACAAUUGAUGAAACAAUUACGAGAUGAAAAGUUUGAUGUGGGUAUCUCGGAAGCUCUUGGCACGUGUGGUUUUGGUGUAUUUGAACUUGCCCAAAUACCGGCCUCUAUUGCAACUCUCUCGAUUGUUCAUAAAGAAACUGUAGCAGCUAUGAUUGGCGAGUCUGUUAACCCAAGCUAUGUUCCAGGACCAUUUUCUGUCUCUGGUGACCGUAUGGGAUUCUUGGAUAGAAUAAAAAAUGUGCUGGGCAUAAUUGUUGGAGAAACAUUCUUCAAAGGAGUCUUCAAUGGCGAGGAAGAGGCAUUUCGGAGGAUUCACGGACCACAGUUCAAAGGACAUCAGGUACAGUAAGC